Molecule: messenger RNA, 4353 nt
Organism: Mus musculus (house mouse)
Lineage: Eukaryota; Metazoa; Chordata; Mammalia; Rodentia; Muridae
Gene: Cd226
Product: CD226 antigen
Exons: 7
Coding region: 201-1202 (333 amino acids)
Biological process (GO): positive regulation of immunoglobulin mediated immune response; positive regulation of mast cell activation; positive regulation of Fc receptor mediated stimulatory signaling pathway
Cellular component (GO): plasma membrane; cell surface
Molecular function (GO): integrin binding; signaling receptor activity; cell adhesion molecule binding
Source: RefSeq, a predicted model, not a curated record
AUCUAACCCAGAGGUGUGGUGCAGCUGGAAGGCCACACCUGAGUGGUUGUCUGAUAUGCAGGCUCCUCCCAUCAGCUCCAGUCUUCACCCCAUUUCACUUUCUCAGUGAGCAGUUCCUGGACUUGCCUAUAUGAAAAGAUCUUGACUGUCCUGCUUUGCUUCACUUCUUCUCAGUCCAACCUCCUGAACUGUUUCCAGAGAUGGCUUAUGUUACUUGGCUUUUGGCUAUUCUUCAUGUGCACAAAGCACUGUGUGAAGAGACAUUGUGGGACACAACAGUUCGGCUUUCUGAGACUAUGACUCUGGAAUGUGUAUAUCCAUUGACGCAUAACUUAACCCAGGUGGAGUGGACCAAGAACACUGGCACAAAGACAGUGAGCAUAGCAGUUUACAACCCUAACCAUAAUAUGCAUAUAGAAUCUAACUACCUCCAUAGAGUACACUUCCUAAACUCAACAGUGGGGUUCCGCAACAUGAGCCUUUCCUUUUACAAUGCCUCAGAAGCAGACAUUGGCAUCUACUCCUGCUUGUUUCAUGCUUUCCCAAAUGGACCUUGGGAAAAGAAGAUAAAAGUAGUCUGGUCAGAUAGUUUUGAGAUAGCAGCACCCUCGGAUAGCUACCUGUCUGCAGAACCUGGACAAGAUGUCACACUCACUUGCCAGCUUCCAAGGACUUGGCCAGUGCAACAAGUCAUAUGGGAAAAAGUCCAGCCCCAUCAGGUAGACAUCUUAGCUUCCUGUAACCUAUCUCAAGAGACAAGAUACACUUCAAAGUACCUAAGACAAACAAGGAGCAACUGUAGCCAGGGGAGCAUGAAGAGCAUCCUCAUCAUUCCAAAUGCCAUGGCCGCUGACUCAGGACUUUACAGAUGUCGCUCAGAGGCCAUUACAGGAAAAAACAAGUCCUUUGUCAUAAGGCUGAUCAUAACUGAUGGUGGAACCAAUAAACAUUUUAUCCUUCCCAUCGUUGGAGGGUUAGUUUCACUGUUACUUGUCAUCCUAAUUAUCAUCAUUUUCAUUUUAUAUAACAGGAAGAGACGGAGACAGGUGAGAAUUCCACUUAAAGAGCCCAGGGAUAAACAGAGUAAGGUAGCCACCAACUGCAGAAGUCCUACUUCUCCCAUCCAGUCUACAGAUGAUGAAAAAGAGGACAUUUAUGUAAACUAUCCAACUUUCUCUCGAAGACCAAAACCAAGACUCUAAGCUGCUCUUUUGGCCUGAACACAUUAGUGAUGACUUCUAUGGCAUGGAAUUUUACCCAUGAUUUCCUUACCACUAGGAUCUACAUUGAUAAAAAAAAUUGAUUAAAUUUAUUUCAUCUCAUAUAUAGAAGUACUUUAUUACCUGGAAACAUUCUUAAUAGAGAUUCAUUAGAAAACCCAAAUCUAAUGUUCAUGUGUUCAAGGAACCUUCUUCCAUUAUGUAACAGAACAGUCUAGAGAAGAUUAAGGACCACAUGGCUUUCUUGCUCUACUUGAAAUUAAUUGUGAGCAUAAGCUUGUUUCUGGAGUCUUCUUACAUUGUUGGUUCUACUUACAUACUACUGGUCCAACUCUCAUGCUGUUUCUCUCAGAUGUUCCCAUGAUGGUUGCCAAGGACACUUGAUAGAAAGACUACUGGUUAAACACAAUAAACAAAGUUCAUUAUUCACUUAUUAGCAAGAAGGUAGCAUUAUCAUAAAGGAUUAGAUGACUUAAGUUAGCUAUAGGUUCAAGACCUGGACUAAAGUAUUACUUGGAAAUUCUGAGUAUUGCUAAAAAGGAGGAUGAAAGGGACCUAGAAGUUGAGUUAUUACUAAAAACUUUGAGUGCGAAGAUAUUACUCAUUAACCAGAUAACAAGUGAAUAUGCUGUAGCAUCAACAUAAUUCAAAAGAGUAAAGAAAUGGCUAGGAAUGAGGUAGUUGUGUAAUUAUUUCUUCUCUUACUAGUUUCAAAUAAAUUCAUCUCUAAUUCUAUAGAGAAUUCUUGCCUCCCAUUCAGGACUGGCCUUCUAUACAGUGAGAUGGUCCAGUAAGAAAUAAUUUUUAUUAGUGUUUUUUCUAUUUUGAGAAUUAUUUUAAUAUAUAUUUUAAUAUAUAAACUUGUGAGUUAAAUUUUUUUUUUGCAAAAUUAGCACAUGAAAAGAGAUUGAUGGUUUUAAGUAGUAGAACACAGUAGUGUAGGAAUCUGAGAGCAGAGAGUUUGGGAGGGGGUGAAGAGAAAACAACAUCACCAAAUAGUGAUAUAUAAGAGAAAAUCUGUGCUUCAGAGUUUGAUCAGGGCCAUCUCUCCCAACUCUGCUGGAACUGAGAGAAUGCACCUGAUGUUGUCUCCAUUUUAGAUAGAGAAAAAAAAAACCCGAAUAUUUAUAAAACUAAAUAAAACUAUAGUUACCUCAAAACUAUGGGGAUCACUAUAACAUAGAAUAGAAUAGAAUAGAAUAGAAUAGAAUAGAAUAGAAUAGAAUAGAUUUAGUAUCUAUUUUCUAAUCUCUAAAAAAUUUUAAAUUAUCAUAAUCUUUGAAUGCUAGUGCUGUUACAUAUAUUCUAAAAUGUAAUCCAUAGUUUUAAGGUAGCUGGGGGAUAUUUCAUAUUUUUAACCUUAGAUCCAUGCAUAAUGAAUAGGCCAAUUAUUUUGCCAAUUAUAGAAAUUCAGAAUGUAAUAAAUAAAAAUGACUUUUUUCUUAGUUGUUCUUAAAUAAGAAUGAUUAAUUAACUCAGAUUUUGACUGAUUGCUUGAACAUUUUUACGUCUCAAUUUGUGAACUGUUUCUCUAAAUAUGCCAGUGAACUAUAGUUGAAUGACAAUUAAUCAGAAAAUAGCCAACAUUUGGAAACAUCAGAGAUCACGUGUCUACCUAUGACAGUUUGCAUGGUUGAACAACUUAGUAUUGUUCAUGAAAUAAACUACUUUUCAAUAAAUGUUAAAGACAGUCAAAAUAAUACUUUCUAGUAUGUUUAGUAGUAAUAAUACUUUCUAGGAUGCCAAGUUUCCAGUGGCUAAGUUGGUGAGAGGGAAUGCUUUUAUAAUUGCAUGAUAGGGAGAUAUAAAUAGCUACCUGGUGGUCAGUGACUUAUAUGAAGAGUCACUGAAAUCGAUCAAGAAAGCCUCCAGAUCAUUGGACACUUGUCUCUGUUUCUAUGGCAAUUCAUAUAAUGUUUUGAAAAAAAAAUCACUCCUUCAAAAUAUAUUUUCUCUGCCUACCCUUCCUUUCUGUAUGUAGUUUCUCACAGAAUUUAGUAUUCAUCAGGGAUAUUUACUACAACUUCUGACCUCCCCAUGUCUCUGUUAUGCUGCAGAGACAAUGUUAACUGUCUCUCUAGAUAUUUUUAUUCAAGAAAGCACUUUAAUUGCAAUCUGUGUGUUUUACACAAUUCACAAGAUUUCUGGAAUGUGACCCCUCCAAUUUGCAACAGAGUGAUCAAAACUGAACCAAAAUUAAAAGACAAAUGUCAGAAAUGAAAUAUAAUUUUGUUUUCCAUGUUUUAUUUUAUUUUAUUUUUUUAAUAUUUGGUGCUGCUUUGGAGGCCAGAUGCUUUCUGGAGGUGCUUUACACAGAUAAUGGAUACCAGUAUAUAGUGCAACAUUAAGUAAAAUAUGAUUGGAUUAAUUGUUAUUAUCUUAAUAUUUUCAUUAAGGUAAACAAUGAAAGAAAGUUAGGUCUGAUUAGGAAUAGAAGAGUUUCUUACAUGAUUGCAAUAACUAUGCAAAUACUAUCUUAUUAUCAGAUUGAUGUUGAAUUUCAUUUAAAUGCAUUUAUGUUAAUGUUAAGAAAAUAGAAUAUAAAUCUCUAUUUUUCUCUUUUUUCCCCCAUUUUUCUAUAAUGAAAAUUGAACUCAGGGAUUUUAAAUAUCAGGCAAGUGCUAUGCUCCUGAGCUAUACUCCAGUUCAGAAUAUAAUUUAAAGUUUAAAUAUUCAACAAAUUGUCAAGAUACUAUACAUUAAAUAUAAAUUUAAAAAGAUAAAGUAAAAUAAAAGCUAGAGGUUCUUUUUUAUUUUAAACAUGCAAGUUUUAUUACUUUACAUAUAGAACUCUAUUAAAUAAUAUAAUAUAACAAUCUUUUAAAUUAGGAAACCCCACGUUAUAGUUAGAGAUCAGUUUACAUAGUUGAAUUUUCUAUGUUCAAAGCACUAACAUUGUUGUAAGAUGCUGUUAGAAAAUGCUUUAUUUGAGGCAAUGGAUAAUAAUUAUCUGAUUCUGAUUUGUUGCUUAUUGUCUCUUAUAAUUAUACGUUCUCUGACUAUUGUAUUUAGAACAAUAUUUCCAGUUUUGUUUUCCAUUUCCAGAGACUGAAUUUGUAGGCAUAGAGCAGCUCUUAUCCCUCAGUGUACUGUAAUCUAUUGUUCUCAAUGAAUAAAACAUAGUUCUCAAUGA